Molecule: messenger RNA, 1984 nt
Organism: Sebastes umbrosus (honeycomb rockfish)
Lineage: Eukaryota; Metazoa; Chordata; Actinopteri; Perciformes; Sebastidae
Gene: acta2
Product: actin alpha 2, smooth muscle
Exons: 9
Coding region: 211-1344 (377 amino acids)
Source: RefSeq, a predicted model, not a curated record
GGAGGAGGCCCAGGCCAUGUUUGGGAUGGAGGGAUGGAUGGAGGAGGUGGAGGGUUGAUAAACUCAGUCUCAGCUCUUCAGUCUCUCACUUCUGUCCUGUCCCCCCCACGUCCACGUCCACAUCCCAGCAGGCCCUGCACCGCCACGUGUAAGUCGUCGUCGUAGUGUCUUCGUGGUCUUCGCCGCCCCCCCACAGCGCCCCCUGCAGUCAUGUGUGACGAUGAGGAGAGCACCGCUCUGGUCUGUGAUAACGGAUCAGGUCUCUGUAAGGCCGGGUUCGCCGGAGACGACGCCCCCAGAGCCGUCUUCCCCUCCAUCGUGGGACGGCCCCGCCACCAGGGGGUGAUGGUGGGUAUGGGACAGAAGGACAGCUACGUUGGAGACGAGGCUCAGAGUAAAAGAGGAAUUCUGACCCUGAAGUAUCCCAUCGAACACGGAAUCAUCACCAACUGGGACGACAUGGAGAAGAUCUGGCAUCACUCGUUCUACAACGAGCUCCGAGUCGCUCCAGAAGAACAUCCCACUCUGCUGACUGAAGCUCCGCUCAACCCCAAAGCCAACCGGGAGAAGAUGACCCAGAUCAUGUUCGAGACCUUUAACGUUCCUGCCAUGUACGUGGCCAUCCAGGCCGUCCUGUCCCUCUACGCCUCGGGACGCACCACAGGUAUCGUGCUGGACUCGGGGGACGGCGUCACCCACAACGUGCCGAUCUACGAGGGUUACGCUCUUCCUCACGCCAUCAUGAGGUUGGACCUGGCGGGCCGCGACCUCACCGACUACCUCAUGAAGAUCCUGACGGAGCGCGGCUACAGCUUCGUCACCACGGCGGAGAGGGAGAUCGUGCGGGACAUCAAGGAGAAGCUGUGUUACGUGGCGCUGGACUUUGAGAACGAGAUGGGGACGGCGGCGACCUCGUCCUCUCUGGAGAAGAGCUACGAGCUCCCUGAUGGACAGGUCAUCACCAUCGGCAACGAGCGCUUCCGCUGUCCCGAGACGCUGUUCCAGCCCUCCUUCAUCGGUAUGGAGUCGGCGGGGAUCCACGAGACGACCUACAACAGCAUCAUGAAGUGUGACAUCGACAUCCGUAAAGAUCUGUACGCCAACAACGUCCUCUCAGGAGGAACCACCAUGUACCCCGGCAUCGCCGACCGCAUGCAGAAAGAGAUCACCGCCCUCGCACCCAGCACCAUGAAGAUCAAGAUCAUCGCCCCCCCAGAGAGGAAGUACUCGGUCUGGAUCGGCGGCUCCAUCCUGGCGUCUCUGUCCACCUUCCAGCAGAUGUGGAUCAGCAAGCAGGAGUACGACGAGGCCGGUCCGUCCAUCGUCCACCGCAAGUGCUUCUAGAAAGACCCGUCUGGGUGUCUCCGUCUUCCUCCAGCGCCGCCACCCCCCCCACCACCCUCCCGUCUUCUUUCAGCCCUCACUGCACACCAGCUAACCGGUCCCAGAUCAGAUCCCCAGAACAUCCAGACAGGAAGUCCACGUUGUUGUUUUUUGGUAUUUAGGAAGAUGCUAAAAUAAGUGUUUUAUUUUGACAGCUGGUAACAGGAAGUGAUGUCAUCUUCUGUUGAUGUUUUUGGUGAACUGAACCUUCAACUAUUCAGAACUUCAGCUCAAACAUCCUCCCUCUCCGCUCACCUUAAAACUGUGAAUGUGGCGCUUGUCCUCCAUCUUUACCCCCCCCACACCGCCCCCGUCCUCCAUGUUGGUUCUGUUUGUUGUCAAAAAGUGUGUUUUUAUUUUUGAUGAAUAAAGCUUGAAUGUUGCCCGCUGGUGUUUCCUUCCAUCGUUGGGGAGUAGAGCACAUUCACACAGUGUAAUGAUGAUGUCACAGCGUGUAAUGAUGAUGUCACAGCUGUAGGUGAACAGGAGGCGUGGCCUCAUGGUGCUGUCUGUAAAGAAGUGAAGUGUGUGAUGUGACGUCAACAACAUGGAAGUGACAGACGAUUGCCCCAGGAAGACAAUAAAGAGCUCUCGUACAAGA